AUGAAAUAUCCGGUACAAAAAUUGAUCGAUGCCAUAAACAGUGAUUUAAGCUCAAUUGAAGCAUCAAAAAACUUUAAUGUUCCAGAGAGAACGAUCCGUUCUCAUCGUCAAAAUAAAUUAAUUAAAAUUGGUGCUGGUCGUAAUCGUUAUUUAAACGACCAACAAGAAGAUUAUCUCGUUUCUUUGUUGAAGCUGUUGCCGGAAUAUGGAUUUAGAAUUACUGCUAAUGUUGCAUUACAACUUUCUACUGAUUAUUUUAAGUCUAUCGGAUUGUCUUAUAAGCCUGGUCGUAAAUGCUUAAGAUUAUUUGUUAAAAGAUAUAGGAUGGAAAUAAAAUGGAAAAAGGAAGAAAAGCUUGAAAACAUUCGAGCUAACAAGUUUUCAGAAGAAACUCGUCAGUCAUGGUUUUCUCUUUUGAAAGCAACACUGGUUAAACUCGAUUUAUUGGACAAGCCUGCACAGAUUUUUAAUUGUGACGAAACAGGGUUCUGUGAUAAAACCCAACGUAAACAUGUUAUUGUCACUUCAACUACUCGUCAUGUAUUUGAAAAAAAUGGUGGAAGUGGCAAACAAUAUACUACUGCAUUGAUUGGAAUAAGUGCAGCUGGUCAAGUGAUUUCACCUUUUAUUAUUUAUUCUGGUAAAACAUUGAUGAAUACGUGGUGUCGAGGUGGCCCUGAUGGAUCACGUUAUGCCAUUACAAAAAAAGGUUGGAUUGACUCGUGUUCAUUUGAAUUUUGGCUUAGAGAAAUGUUUAUUCCUGCUACAAAACAUCUUAAUAGACCUCUUUUACUUAUAAUGGAUGGGCAUAAUUCCCAUAUUAAUGUAAAUGUUAUUCAAUUGUUGAAACACAAUCGUAUUGUGUGCUUAAUUCUUCCUCCACAUUGUACACAUGGAUUGCAACCCAUCGAUGUUGUUUUAUUUAACAACGUGAAAACAGAUUGGUCAAGCAUUGUAAGCAACUACUUAAAAAGUGGUAAUAAAACCAUUAAAAAUGCUGAUAUUCCUCGUUUAAUGAAACAAUUAUUUAUUGAAAAACAAGCUUUUUCUACUACUCGAAUUGUAUCGUCGUUUUCUCGUUCUGGUAUAUGGCCAUUUAAUGAAAAUGCCAUGAUGAACAAAGUGGUAGCGACUCCAUUCUCUUCAUCAUCAACAUUAACAAUCAUCAACACAACACCGAUACCAACAAAUAUUCUUAUACCACCUACAAGUGCUUCAUUUGCUCCUUCAUCAUCUGUCACGUCAUUAUCAUCACCACCUAUGAAUUUAUCUAAUAUUGAUCGGACCAAUGAAAAAUUGAAUUCAGAUAUUAUGACCAUUGAUAAAACAAAUGGACGAAAAGAUCAAGUAUUAUUUAAUAUCCAGCAAAUUAAACCAAUUGAACCUACGUAUAUUGAUGACGAUGAAAUGCCAUCAUCAAGUGAAGCUACAUAUGCCGUUUUGAAUACGGUUGAUUUAAAUGCAUCGGUUUUUCAAACCGAAACCAAUUCGAAUCAGCAAUCAAUGACAACAAAUGUUCAACGAACAUCGCCUGUUUUAUUGCCGAAAUCAACUAAAGAACAACAACACAAGAAACCAGUUGAAGCUGUCGAUGCUGUACGUGAAGUCCUUGUAGGUUUACUUCAGGAGCAACAGCUGCAGCAACAGUCCACCACGGCACCACUAACAACAACAAUGAGAGCAUCAACGUUAAACAAUACAACUGGUAUCAAUAUAACUGAUGAAGACUUUUUAAAAAUGAUUGAAGAGAAGACUAUGAACAAAAAAAAAUAA
This is a messenger RNA of Rotaria socialis, 1773 nucleotides long. The record is from the annotation of a GenBank genome assembly. NCBI's taxonomy places the organism in Eukaryota, Metazoa, Rotifera, Eurotatoria, Philodinida, Philodinidae.